UUAUAAUCAAUACAGCUAUUAAAAAAAUAUUUCCACAUGAUUUCGAACUAAAAUCUUAGUAUUGCUCUAAUACAUAUGUAAUUUUAAUUACAUUGUCAAUUCAUUCAUUAAGAUCAUAUAUUUUCCAAUUUUCUCUUUAAAAUAAUUUCAUUCAUCAGCAAAUAAUCGAGGAUCACUCGUCGCCGCCUGAAUACCAAAGCGUAGCCCUGGUGGUCGGAGUUACUGGCAUCGUCGGCAACAGUCUCGCCGACAUCCUUCCACUCUCCGACACUCCCGGCGGGCCCUGGAAGGUUUACGGCGUCGCCCGCCGCCCCCGACCCACCUGGAACGGCGACCACCCAAUCCACUACAUUCAAUGCGACGUCACUGACCCCAACGAGACCCACGACAAGCUCUCCAACCUUACCGACAUAACCCACAUCUUCUACGUCACCUGGAGCAGCAGACCCACCGAGAUCGAGAAUUGUGACGUUAACGGCCGAAUGCUGAAGAACGUUUUGGACGCGGUUAUCCCACACGCGCCCAAUCUUCAACACGUGUGCUUGCAGACUGGCCGGAAGCACUACGCCGGGCCGUUCAAGCUCUGGGGAAAGAUCAGUCCGAUCAACGAAUCUCCGUUCCACGAGGGACUCCCGAGGCUCAAACUGCUCAAUUUCUACUACACCUUGGAAGAUACUUUAAUGGCGGAAGUGAAGAGAAAAGAGGGUUUGACAUGGUCGGUUCACAGACCCGGCCCGAUAUUCGGAUUCUCUCCGUACAGUUUGAUCAACGUUAUCAACGGUCUCUGCGUCUACGCCGUUAUCUGUAAGCACGAGGGAAAGCCGUUAAAAUUUCCGGGUAAUCGGGUCGGGUGGGAGAGUUAUUGGAGCGCCUCAGAUGCGGAGUUAAUCGCGGAGCAAGAAAUAUGGGCCGCGGUGGAUCCGAGUGUUAAGAACGAAGCGUUUAAUUGUAGCAACGGCGACGUUUUGAGAUGGAAACAUUUGUGGAAGGUUUUGGGUGAGAAAUUUGAGGUUGAAUGUGAGGAGUUUGAAGAAGGAGACGACGACGUUUUGAUACCGAGAUUAGAAGAGAGAAUGAAAGAUAAAGGGGAAGUUUGGGAUGCGAUAGUGAGAAAGAAUGGUUUGGUGGAAACUAAAUUGGAAGAAAUUGGGUGUUGGUGGCUUGUGGAUAUUCAAGUGAGGUUUGAGUCUUGUUUGGACAGUAUGAAUAAGAGCAAAGAGUAUGGAUUUUUGGGGUUUAGAGAUUCUACAAAGACUUUUGUUUCUUGGAUUGAUAAGAUGAAAGCUUAUAACUAUGUUCCUUGAUUUUGGGGUUAUAAUUUUAAUUGAGGUUUUGGUUGUUGUAUCAAUUGUAGUGGUUGGUCUUUUGUGUUUACAAACUUUUCAAGUGUAAAAUUCUCACGUUGGUGUGAGACAAAGAAAUAAAACGCCUACCUUCUUUCUCUUAUUAAUAUUAAGAGAUCUUUCUGUUGCU
Cannabis sativa is the source of this 1473-nucleotide messenger RNA. Its product is annotated as 3-oxo-Delta(4,5)-steroid 5-beta-reductase-like. The transcript has a single exon. The record is from RefSeq and is a predicted model, not a curated record. Lineage: Eukaryota; Viridiplantae; Streptophyta; Magnoliopsida; Rosales; Cannabaceae. Bases 483 to 1304 code for a protein of 273 amino acids.